Molecule: messenger RNA, 2070 nt
Organism: Durusdinium trenchii
Lineage: Eukaryota; Dinophyceae; Suessiales; Symbiodiniaceae
Source: the annotation of a GenBank genome assembly
AUGGCAGAAAGACUGGUGGAACAACGUGAGGAGCAUGCAACGUUCGCCGCGCGGCUCAGCGCCCUGGCCGAUGCCUUGGAUGGCUCGGCGCCCGAGUCCAGGUGCUUGCCGGACGCGGCAGGCGCAACAGAUGAGGACGAGCAUGAGGAUGAGGAGACGAGCCCGGUGCCUCUUCCCCUCGCGCCGAGCCACGACGAGCUUGCCUUGGACGAGCCAACCAGCGAAGAGGACGAGGAACCCAAGCCUCGGCAGCUUCCAGCGCCUUCGUCGAGCGGUUUUGUGACCAAUCUGCUGUUGAGGAUCCUCGACUGCGCGAGUAAGAGUCAAGACAGCCUGCAAUCGAAGCAGCUGGUGUGGGAGAGAAGUGCGGUGCGACACCUGGACGACCGUGAAGAGUUCCUCGAUGUGUUUAAGUCUGCUGCAGCCGUCAAUGCCGCUGCGGCGCAGCGCGACUACAAGGCCACCAUCGCCGCGAGCCGUCCACGAAAGGGAACACAUCACCGUGGAGAUUCGGUCUACCCUCGCAUCGACUACCGGACCAUCACGGGCGUCGAGGUGUCCGGUGUGGUGCGAAAGGGAUGGAAUUUGGAAGAGGAGAGAAACCUGAUCCACACAUGUUGCAAAAAAACGGAUUCCGCAUCAAUGAUCAUCAGCGCAAACGGAUGUCAUUGGGGAGACCUGGUGCCAAUUGGGACAGUGGAGGAUGGCAGCAUCGCAGGUGAGAUCGUGAACGUGAACCUCUCAGAUGGUAGUGUCCGUCAAGGGCAGAUUUUGGAGGUGAACAAGAAGAAGGCGAUUGUGCAGGUCUUUGAGGGGACCAGCAACAUCGACAAUAGGGAUUGCCACAUCGAGUUCACGGGAGACACCUUGAAAAUGCCCAUCUCCGAUGACCUCAUGGGCCGUGCCUUCAACGGAUCAGGGAAACCCAUCGACAAGGGGCCCACGGUGCUGGCCGAGGAGUUCCUGGACAUCGGCGGAGCUCCGCUGAACCCGAAGUCGCGGGUCUAUCCCAAGGAGAUGAUUCAGACCGGGAUUAGUGCCAUUGACACCAUGAACUCUGUGGUGCGCGGGCAGAAGCUGCCGUUGUUCUCCGCAGCUGGCCUGCCCCACAACGAGAUCGCGGCACAGGUCUGUCGGCAAGCAUCUCUGGUGAAGGGCAAGGAUGUGCAGGACCACAGCCAAGAAAACUUUAGCAUCGUUUUCGGCGCCAUGGGUGUGAACAUGGAGACGGCGCGCUUCUUCCGGAACGACUUCGAAGAGAACGGUUCCAUGGAGAAUGUGGUGCUCUUCAUGAACUUGGCCAAUGAUCCCACCAUCGAGCGCAUCGUCACCCCGCGCUUGGCAUUGACCACGGCGGAAUACUUCGCGUACACGCGAGAGCAGCACGUCUUUGUGAUUCUGACUGACAUGAGCUCCUAUGCGGAUGCCUUGCGAGAGGUGUCAGCAGCGCGUGAAGAGGUGCCAGGACGACGAGGAUAUCCCGGUUACAUGUGCCCUUGGCAGUUCACGACUUGUCCACGAUCUACGAACGUGCGGGCCGAGUCGAGGGGCGCCGCUUGGGACGCAGAGCGGCGUAGCGCCACGGUCGCGGACAUUACACAUCCGAUUCCGGAUCUCACUGGCUACAUCACUGAGGGUCAGGUCUUUGUGGACCGAGCCUUGCACAAUCGACAGAUCUACCCGCCGAUCAACGUGCUUCCAUCCUUGAGCCGAUUGAUGAAGUCGGGCAUCGGCAAAGGGAUGACGCGAGAUGACCACCCCAACGUCUCAGAUCAGCUCUAUGCCAACUAUGCCAUCGGCCAGGACACCCGCGCCAUGAAGGCCGUCGUGGGCGAAGAGGCCUUGAACGAGGACGAGCAUAAAUUCCUGGAGUUCACGGACAAGUUUGAGCUGAAGUUCCUGACCCAGGGCGCUUAUGAGAACCGUGAUGUCUUUACUUCCUUGGACAUCGCAUGGACCUUGCUCCGGAUCUUCCCGCAGGAGUUAUUGAAGAAGAUUCCCCAGAAGCUGAAGGACAAGUACUAUGACCGGGAGAAGGAAAUCCAAAAGGCUGUGCAAUCGCUGAAGUGA